AUGAUGUUUUUCAAAUUUUCGUACUAACAAUGAUGUUUACAAAUGUUUAUAUCUUAAAAGCGAGAAUUGCUUAGUUUAUUUGACCGGAGAAGACUUGGUUGCUUCCAUGACUCUUGUCCGGUUUUCACAUGUGGGACUAGCUGUAACAAAUAGAGAAGUACUGGCAGUCUGGCACUGUCAGACAUUAUUGAAUAUGCAGGGCACCUUGCCCCGGCGACGGCCCGCCAAGUCAACCCGUUCCACCUUCACGCAGCUCCCUCUUAUCUCUCGUAGUCCCAUUUGAUCCCUGGAUCACAGUAGCUGAGGAAACACACCUGCUGAGACUUGAGAGAGCGGAGUGGCCGGCGUCCCUGCAGCCGGCAAUGGAGCCCGGCCACGUCCAGCAAGCAUCUCCGCAGCUGGCAAUGGAGCCCGGCCACGUCCAGCCUGGCCCCCCGCCGCCGGCAAUGGAUCUCGACGACGUCCAGCCUGGCCCCCCACCGCCGGCAAUGGAUCUCGACCACGUCCAGCCUGGGCCCCCGCAGCGAUGGGAGUACAGCCUGCGGAAGUACCUCCUGCUGCUGGCCACCCUCGUGGUCACCGUCACGUACGCCGCGGGCUUCAACCCGCCGGGAGGCGUCUGGCAGGCCGCCCAUGACGGCCAGCCCGCCGGCGACCCCAUCAUCCGCUACACCUACUACCACCGCUACCUCGCCUUCUUCUACUGCAACGCCACCGCCUUCGCCGCGUCGCUCGUGGUCAUCGUCCUCAUCCUCAUCCUCGCCAUCCAGCACGACAAGGACGAGAAGGAUACCCUCUGGGUCGUCGUGCCCCUGCGGGUCUUCAUGAUGCUGGACCUCCUCAGCCUCAUGGGCGCGUACGGCGCCGGCACCAGCCAGGACAAGCUCUCCACCAUCUACUACGCGGUGAUGGUGGCCGGCGUCUUACUCUGUGUCGCCGUUCUCAAGUUGGUGGACAAGUGCUACAAGAACUCCGGCCUCAGCCCCGUCGCCGCCGGCAUGAUGACCGUCCCCAACCACAGCAACGGCUCCGACACCGGCGGCGCGAUGCCGACCGCCAAUCUUGGCUCCGGUGCCAGCGGGAUUGUCGCCUCCCACUCUGACCCCGAGGUGGAGGCCCAGGAGAAGAAAGCCGAAGAAAGGCUCUGCAAGGUCCUGAUGCUUCUCGCGAUUUUCGCGGUGAGCAUCACCUACGUCGCCGGGCUGAACACCCCGGGUGGCUUCUGGGACAGCACCGGGGACAGCCACCACCUGGGCGACGCGAUUCUGAAGGACCACCACAACAUACGCCUGACGGUGUUCUUAUUCUGCAACACCAUGGCGUUCGUGGCGUCCCUGUUCAUCACCAUGCUCCUCAUCAUCGACGGCAAGAAUCUCCACAAGAAGAAGGCUCGGUCUCGCAUGCUCUACGGGUGCAUCGUCGCCGCGCUGGUCGGGCUCGUUGGUGCCUACGCCGCAGGCAGCUGCAGGGAGACCGACACCACCGUCUACGUGCUCUCCCUGGUUGGCGCCGUUCUAGCAUACAUCCUCCUCCAUCGCUUCUGCAGUUCAGCAUCAAAAUUAUUUUGUUGUUGUUUCAGUCCAGCCCAACAACCUGAUGAAAAUGAGGAUAAUGUCAGUGCUAGAGAGGCUCUGGACAAGGCUCGCUCUCUUGUUCUACUGCUGGCCACUCUUGCCGCCGCCAUAACCUAUGCAGCGGGCUUGGACCCGCCGGGUGGCCUUUGGCAGGAUAACAGCAACGGGCACAUGGCCGGCGACCCGAUUCUCCUCACAACAAACAUUGCAAGGUACAGGGCCUUCUACUACUGCAACUCGGUUGCGUUUGUAGCCUCCUUGGUGGCCAUCGUCCUGGUCCAGAAGGAGAAGCUGGUCAAGCACCACGCGUUGGAGGCGGCCAUGAUACUCGUCCUGUUUGGCCUCAUCGGCGCGUAUGCUGCUGGGAGCUGUCGGGACGUGAACAAAUCCAUUUACGCCAUGGCUUUAGCAGGCGCUGUCCUGAUCUAUGUCGUGAUCCAUAUUGUCUUCUUCACGCUGGACCACACGGACAAGAAAGACGAUGCUAAAGAAGAUCUGUUGCUGGCAUUGCUGGAGAAGAGGCGCAAACGGUUGCUCCUCUUUGCAAUCUUGGCAGCGACCAUCACCUACCAAGCCGGCCUCACACCUCCCGGCGGCUUCCUUCUGCAGGACGACAAGCUCGGGCGGCAUCACGCUGGUGACCCGGUCCUCUUGGACAACUACCCACGCCGCUACAAUGCCUUCUUCUACUGCAACUCAAUAAGCUUCAUGUUGUCCAUUGCCCUCAUCAUCCUCCUGGUGAACCCCAAUCUGUACAGGCCAGCCAUACGAAGCAAUGCGCUAUCUGUUUGUACAGCGGUGGGCUUGCUUUGUUUGAUGGGAGCUUACGCCGCCGGAAGCACGCAACACCUCAAGACAUCCAUCUACAUCUUUGUGUUGGCAGUCGUGGUCCUCCUCGUUGCAGCCGGACUGCUGCUACUAUUUUUGCGGAAGAGACAUGGCAACUCCAAAAAAAAUCCGCCCUCAGCAGCCAUUAAACAGAAGGAUGAAAAGGGAGAAAGGAAGAAACAUGCAAGGCGCAAGUACCUGAUGCUGCUAGGCAUCUUGGUGGCGAGCGUAGCCUACCAGGCUGGCCUGAAACCGCCUGGCGGAGCAUGGCAGAGCAGCGACAGCGGGUACGAGGCAGGCAAUCCGGUGAUGCACGACAACAGGAGGCCCCGGUACCUCAUCUUCUUCUACAGCAACUCCAUCUCCUUUGUGGCUUCCAUCGUUGUCAUCAUCAUGUUGCUACCGCAAUGGCUGCGAAAGGAGCAGCAAGGGGAAUGGGAGAAAUGGUCGCUGAGGGUGAUGAACUGGACGAUCAGACUGGAUUUAUUUGCUCUCCUAGGGGCCUAUGCAGCCGGGUCCAACAGGGGGUGGAAGACGUCCAUGUAUGUCGUUGCGCUCAUCAUUGCCGUGCUGGGCUACUUUGUAAUCCACAUGAAGCUUUCAACAUGUCUUGAACGUCGCCGUAAGAGGCGCGACGCCAAAGCAGCCAUGGAAAUCAUAGUAUGAUUCAUUAUCAGUGUGCUUUGUGGUGCAGCUCCACUAACAUGAGGGUAGUCCACAAACUAAACCAAAAUUCGGGGCGCCUAUUUCUCCCCGUCUCUAGAUCUGUAAUCAGCUUAGCCCUGUCCAAUGUCUCUGCUCUAGCUAGCUCUCUCUGUUUUUAGAUUCCUAGUAUAGUUGAUGUAAUUGGAUGAAUAAUCUGCAUCCAAAUGGAGCAUGCUGACAUUGUAGGUGAGUAUGCAUGGUAGGUGACGCUUUCCUGACCCUGUGUGCACUGCGUCUCAUAAGAACCUGAACGGGAA
Messenger RNA from Triticum dicoccoides, 3364 nucleotides. RefSeq lists its product as uncharacterized. Gene Ontology annotation, cellular component: membrane. The record is from RefSeq and is a predicted model, not a curated record. Bases 363 to 3068 code for a protein of 901 amino acids. NCBI's taxonomy places the organism in Eukaryota, Viridiplantae, Streptophyta, Magnoliopsida, Poales, Poaceae. The transcript is spliced from 2 exons.